GAAAGCAACGCAAGUGUUGAUUUGCAAUUGUAUGAUAGAAAUGAUAGAAAGUGUUUCUCGGGAAUAAUAUCUGAACAAGAUGCAAUGGUUCAACUCGAAGCAGCUCUCGGUACGUCAAGUAAUGAAGUUGAAAACAACCCCGCAAGACCAGAUGAUCCACAGAAGUUGCAAGAACUUAAACCGAUUCGCAGCCAAGGUGUCGUCGCUAAUUUUUAUACUUUAAGAAAUGAAUAUCAAGAGCAGGAAUAUCCAAUUAAUAAUUAUCCACUUAUUAGAGGAAUAAUGCGUGUAGAACAUGAUCACGGAAAAAGAUUUACUAAUGGACAUGCCCCGCUGGCCAAUGAGAAGAAUAAAACUAUCGAUAAAGCCGGUUAUGAUCCUGUAAAGGCGAAGCUGGAUGAUCCCGCGUUCCGGACUCUGAACUGUGAAUCCAAAGAAAAAAAAAAAACUUUUCUUUGGUAUUCUAAGUAGAGUUUACCUGCAUUUCCAACCCAUGUAACAAAUAUUACUACAAGUAUCAGUCGAAGGCGUUAGCCAUCAUACAAAAUGGCCUAACCCUCUAGACUGAUAUAUUCAAAGUGUAGUAAUAUUUUUGGAUUAUAAUAUAGGUCCGGCAAUGUCCUAGUGAUGAAUUGCUGGACACGGAAGUGGGGUCACACCUGCGUCGCCAAACUGUCGCACAGUCCUCAGUAGAGGCGCUGUUUUUCAGUGUAGUCAGCUUAUGCGGUUUCGAAAGAUCCCAUAAUUAAAUUUAUCCCAUCACGUUUUAUCCGUGUGUCCAACAAAUCUCUAGAGUCACCCACCGAGAUUUGAAGAGUCCGAGCUUCAGUGAGAGGCUACACCAUCACUGUCUUUCUCCCAUGCAGAGACAGUAAGAUCAUGGGAAUAAAAAAUAAAUGACUCAAAACGUAACUUGAAAAAAAUUUAUAUUUUUACAUACAUUUCUAAGAGAUGAAGAGAAAAGUAAAGAACUUGACGUGAAAUAUUUAUUUUAUAUGAAGAGCAUCAAGUCCAUCAUAUGUAAAUCUCUAACGCAUCGUCAACUGUACCAUCAUUCGUCAUUGUGUUAAGUUUCUGCUCGUCCAUCAUAUUUCACAGUGAAUAACUAUAUAACAUAUUAUAUUUGCUAAAUGAAAAAUGAUAGACUGCGGUAAAAAUAUAUAAAAAUA
This is a messenger RNA of Microplitis mediator, 1169 nucleotides long. RefSeq lists its product as uncharacterized. The coding region runs from base 85 to 471 and encodes 128 amino acids. The record is from RefSeq and is a predicted model, not a curated record. Lineage: Eukaryota; Metazoa; Arthropoda; Insecta; Hymenoptera; Braconidae. The transcript has 2 exons.